Messenger RNA from Lactuca virosa, 813 nucleotides. NCBI's taxonomy places the organism in Eukaryota, Viridiplantae, Streptophyta, Magnoliopsida, Asterales, Asteraceae. The record is from the annotation of a GenBank genome assembly.
AUGCAAGCAGUCAUUCAUGUUGCUGAUAAACCGAAGAAAGGAGGCAAUGGAUCUAAGAAAGGUGAAAAGAAGACUGCUGCCAAAGAAGGUCCAUCAGGUGCUACAAAACCUUCUCCUAAAAAUCGAAAGGCACUGGCAGCAUCUUCUACUUCUGUUCUAAAAAGAAGAAAACAACCUGCUCGCAAAAGAAAAACUCCUACACCAUCAACAAGUGAAGGGUCAGAUUCUGAAACUGAAUCGGACGUUCGUAUUGAACAAAAUCAACCAGUUCGUAAUGAGGAGGAAGAGGCCAUUCGUAAUGAGGAGGAAGAGCCCGUUCGUAAUGAGGAGGAAGAGCAUGUUCGUAAUGAGGAAGCGACUACGAACCAAGAGCCUCCAGUUUGCAAUGAAGAGGAGACUACGAACCCAGAGGUAAACCAAUCUGUUAAUGACUUUGUUCCUUCUCCUCCUCCAUCACCAAAAACUUCAGUCUUCACUAGCCAUGUUUCUUCACCCAUCUCUUCGAUUCGUAAUGACGAUCCAGAUAGGAUCUUUAGAGAUGAUGGUGAUGAUGAUGAUCUUGGCGGAUUCACCUACAGUCCAUUUCAGAUCAGGACUGAAAGUGAAGAUGAAGCCACAGUUUCGAAAGGGCAGCUUAAAGCAAUUCACAAGAAACUUGACCAACUGCUUCUUGCCUCCAAGGCUUCCUCCUCUGACGUCUAUUCAAAAGCAACUGUUGAGUCCUUGUUUGAGCGCAUAACGAAAGAACAUGCAGAGAAUGUUGCAAAGAUGAACGUCGUAGUGUCAGAGUUACAUAACAACCUAGAACAAUAA